GGCGUGUGCUCUCCACACUCUCCAUAUCUAUCUCCAUCACUUUUUCUGUUUCCAGCGCUACUUGUUCAUUUCUAAUUACUAGCUAAUUUCUUUCCUUUCAUUUCUUCAAUGGCGAUCAAUCAAGUUCCCGACCAAGCUUCCGUUAAGAAAGCCAACAAUAUUCCUUUCGAUAUCGAGGCCGUACAUAUUCAGGAACCAAAAGAUCAAGAACAGGAAAUCAUGGUAUUUGAUUAUGCGAAAAGAUCACAGUGGCUAAGAGCUGCCGUCUUGGGCGCCAAUGAUGGGUUGCUCUCCACGGCAUCCCUAAUGAUGGGAGUUGGAGCCGUCAAGAAGGAUGUCAAGACUAUGAUAUUCACGGGUAUCGCCGGCUUGGUUGCCGGAGCUUGUAGCAUGGCCAUCGGAGAGCUCGUUUCCGUCUACUCACAAUACGACAUCGAAAUGGCUCAAAUGAAGAGAGGGGGUCGAACUCGAAACAUGGGAGCCACGGAGCUAGACGCCGAGAAGGCAAAAUUGCCAAACCCGUGGCAGGCAGCCGGGGCGUCUGCAGUUUCAUUUGCGGUGGGGGCAUUGGUGCCGCUACUGGGGGCGGCCUUUGUGAAGGAUUAUGCGGUGAGGGUCGGGGUGGUAGUAGUGGUCGUGAGCUUUGCCCUGCUAUGGUUUGGAGGGUUGAGUGCACUGCUAGGGAAGGCUCCUGUGGUGAAGUCGUCUUUGAGGGUUUUGAUUGGGGGAUGGAUGGCCAUGGGAGUUACUUUUGGCUUCACCAAACUCGUUGGUUCUGCUGGACUGCAGUAACUAAUGAUCAUAUAACUAGCCAGGCGCGCGCUUUUUGCUGUGUUUUUUUCUUUUUCUUUCUGGGUUCUUCAUGAUCUCUGUCCUAGCUAGCUAGCUGCUAGGUCUUAAUUCAGGUCUUCUAGUACGUAACUGCUGGUAGAAACUAAAAAGAGAUCGAUAAACGAACAGAUAAAUAAUCUUUGAUCUGCAAAUCGAGAUGAUCUCCUUUUCAUGAUCAUUUAUAUUGUUAAAACUAGGGAAUAUAUAUGAAUUAUUCUAGGCGUACUGAGUACCUUAUAAAUUAAUGCUAGUUUGAGAUAUCUGAUCUCUCGCUAA
Molecule: messenger RNA, 1107 nt
Organism: Carya illinoinensis
Lineage: Eukaryota; Viridiplantae; Streptophyta; Magnoliopsida; Fagales; Juglandaceae
Product: vacuolar iron transporter homolog 4-like
Exons: 1
Coding region: 109-792 (227 amino acids)
Biological process (GO): intracellular manganese ion homeostasis
Cellular component (GO): membrane
Molecular function (GO): manganese ion transmembrane transporter activity; iron ion transmembrane transporter activity
Source: RefSeq, a predicted model, not a curated record